AGCAUCAAGCAGAGAUCAAUCCAGAAGUAAAAUACAAGGAAAACUGACUGGGCAGAAUGUCUGACCUGGAGAAUGCAAUGAUUGGUAUCAUAAAAGUCUUUCACAAGUACACAGAAUGCAAGAGGGAUAAACUUAAGAAAACACAGCUAAAGGCUCUUGUCAACAAUGAGUUAAGCCAGUUUAUUGAGAACAUAAAAGACCAAGCGACCUUGGAUACACUCAUGCUGGACUUGGAUGAAAAUGGUGAUAUGGAAAUUGAUUUUCAAGAAUUUGUCACUUUUGUUGCGAUGAUUACUUCAGCAUGUCACAGCUUCUUUGCACUUCGAGAGUGAACUUUGCAACCAAGAGCAGGAUGUGUACAUUGCUUCCUGAAACGAGUUGAAAAACCUCAACUAGAUAAAGAGAACAACUUUUCAAGGAUAAUAGAAGCAUAACUAUCAGCUCAAAAUAAAUACUAUAAAGUUGGUUUGAGGGGCUAAGAAGAUUCUAAUCCUUUACUUGCAUUCUGUCUGUUUCCAUGCUGUAUGAUUCUAUGACUCUAUAACCCUGAAAUAUCCCACUGAAUAUGCAUAUAUGUUUUACAUAUAAGAGUAUUCUAAAUCGGAUGGCAGCUAUAAAAGCAAUGCUUCAGAAAUGUCCACAUAGCUGUCUUUAAAUGUUAUUGUCUGCUUUAAAAUAAUUGC
Molecule: messenger RNA, 683 nt
Organism: Stegostoma tigrinum
Lineage: Eukaryota; Metazoa; Chordata; Chondrichthyes; Orectolobiformes; Stegostomatidae
Product: protein S100-B-like
Exons: 3
Coding region: 57-332 (91 amino acids)
Biological process (GO): positive regulation of canonical NF-kappaB signal transduction; positive regulation of cell population proliferation
Cellular component (GO): nucleus; cytoplasm
Molecular function (GO): calcium ion binding; RAGE receptor binding; S100 protein binding
Source: RefSeq, a predicted model, not a curated record